UCAUUCUCUGAGGUUGAUGGCCGAGUGGUAUUCGAAUCUGCCACGGGGGAUCCGGUUCAGUCCGACGGACGAGGAACUCAUCGACUACUUGAGGCCAAAGAUCACUGGGAAUGAUGAGAACUUUGACUUUAUUACCGAACUUCAUUUCUUCAAAUGGGAGCCCUGGGAUUUGCCAGAUUUAUCCGGCAUACAGACAAAAGAUCUAGAGUGGUGCUUCCUCUCGCCACAGGACCGGAAGAACUCGAAUGGGAAUCGAUUGAACAGGGCAACCAGAGCUGGGUACUGGAAAGUGACUGGUAAGGAUCAAAAAAUCUGGUCUGGAGAGAGGUUGAUUGGAAUAAAAAAGAUACUGGUUUUCUAUGAGGGGCGCACUCCAAAUGGGAAAAAAACUGAGUGGGUAAUGCAUGAGUACCACGCAAUCAUGAAGGGGCUUGAUGGCACCGAUCCCGAUGGCGAUCAGAAAAUCUUUGUUCUGUGUCGUUUAUUCAAGAGAACUAACAAUGGUGGCAAUGGUCGAAAGCGAAAGCACUCUACCGAAGCUGGACCUGCCAAGUCUAAACGAAGGGCGGCUUCGGAAUCUUCAGCACUGGAAGUGCAAGCUGAAGAUCAUCCAACAACUAACGAAUCUCCUCAUUCUGAAAAUUCUGAUGAAGAACUAAAUAGGCUCUUAGACAUGCUGCAAGAUCCACCAGAUUGCACCCUUUCACUCCCCAAUACACCUACCUUUUCAUCUCCUCCUACAGCUAAAUCUUCUUUUGAAAAAGCAGAGUCUGAGCCAGCGCUGGCUUCAGUAUCUCCAGCAUUAGGAGAGGAAGCUGGUAAUCAUCUCACAGGAUUUUACUCUGGUGGAAUGACAUCUAACACUGUAGCUCCCACAAACAAUUCUCAAGGGGCCGAAGCAACAGCUGGUAAUCAGGUGGGAGACUCCAAUAUGUGCUGUGCCCCGCCAGAGCUACCAGUUGCUGAUAUAGAUUGGAACUCGCUCUUCUUCUCCCCAUCAUACUCGCAGAUGCAAAAAGUAGUGGUGGAUGCUAUUUGCAUGUCUGACCUUGACGCUGAUGAACCAAACUACGUUCAUGAUGCGGUGCCUUCGCAAUAUGGCACAAAUAAUCCAGCCACCUAUAACUCUGAGUUAUGGGGUCUGAUGCCCAAUAAUCCAGAUGAGUCCCUUGGUAACGAUCCUAGCAGUCAAAUCGCUUUUGGCUAUGAGACCAUGAAAAACAUGGAAUCUGUAAUGGACGACGUAUUACGCAGUACAGUGAAUGCAAAAAUGCUCAAUGCACUGAAGUUUGAUCCACCUGUUCUCCUGAAGAAGCAGAGUCUGAACAAAUGUUCUCCUGAAGAAGUAGAGUCUGAACAAACCCAGGUAACAAUUGACAGUACUACAGCACCUGUUGAGUGUGGUGACAUCAAUUUUAAUGCUUCCGCUGCACAGAAUCAAGUGACAGAUACUGAGCUUGAUCAGCAAUUGCAGGAAGAAUUGAAAAUGGUCUCUGACCUGCUGGAAAUCCCACUAGAUUGGAACCACAAUACACCUGCCGUUCAAUCAUAUGACAGCAAUUUUGAUGCUUACUCUGCAGAGAAUCAUAUGACAGAUGAGGAAGCACUAAAUAUGCUCUUAGACCUGGAUUGCAACCCUUCACUCCCCAAUACACCUACCGUUUGAGUAUCUCCAGCAUUAGGAGAGGAAGCUUUUAGUGUUUGGUAGUUAUGUUUUUUUUUUUUCUUAAAU
This is a messenger RNA of Corylus avellana, 1732 nucleotides long. RefSeq lists its product as uncharacterized. The record is from RefSeq and is a predicted model, not a curated record. NCBI's taxonomy places the organism in Eukaryota, Viridiplantae, Streptophyta, Magnoliopsida, Fagales, Betulaceae. Gene Ontology annotation, molecular function: DNA binding. Gene Ontology annotation, biological process: regulation of DNA-templated transcription.